GGCCUGUAUUUCCGGUGCCGCCAUGCCGACCCCGCAGCCCGAGCUGGCGGAGAUGGUGGCGGGGUUCCUGGGGCGGCUCGGCCGGGGGGAGCUCCGCGGCUCCGAGGUCUUGGCGAUGGCCACGGCGGGGCUGCUGCGGCGGAUCGUGGCCCACAGUCGGUGGAGCAACGCAGGGGAGCUGCUGGACUUGAUCCGGACGGAAAGCCGGAAGGUGAUCGCUGCCCAGCCCUCUGAGACCACUGUGGGGAACAUCAUCCGGCGUGUAAUGAAGAUUAUUCGGGAGGAGUACAGCCGGCUGCAGGGUCACAGUGAAGAGAUGGAUCAGGAAUCCCUCCACAAACUGCUGACCUCAGACAGUCAGAGCGAAGAUCUGAGUCAGAGUUUUACACCUCUCAAAUCCAACGUCAUUGAGCUGAUUAACGAACUGCUGACGGAGCUUGAGGGGACCAGGUAUCACAUUGCAGCGCAAGCCCUGGAACACAUCCACUCCAAUGAGGUGAUCAUGACCCUGGGCCGAUCCCCAACCGUUGAAGCUUUCCUGAUGGAAGCAGCUCGAAAACGCAGCUUCCAGGUGAUUGUGGCGGAGUGUGCCCCUUACUGCCAGGGUCAUGAAAUGUCCGUGGCUCUUUCUGCUGUUGGGAUUGAAACAACCGUCAUUACAGACGCUGCCAUCUUUGCCGUCAUGUCACGCGUCAACAAGGUCAUCAUUGGCACCAAGACCAUCCUCGCCAAUGGGGGUCUGCGGACUGUCAAUGGGGCUCACACUCUGGCUCUGGCAGCCAGGCACUACUCCACACCGGUGAUCGUCUGUGCCGCUAUGUACAAGCUGUGUCCACAGUUCCCCAACGAGGAAAACACGGUGCACAAGUUUGUUUCGCCACAGGAGGUUCUCCCUUUCACAGAAGGUGAGAUUCUGUGCAAAGUGAGCGCUCACUGCCCUGUGUUCGAUUAUGUUCCUCCAGAACUCAUUACCCUCUUCAUCUCCAACAUUGGGGGGAAUGCCCCUUCCUACAUAUACCGUCUGAUGCGUGAACUCUACAACCCUACUGACCACCAAAUAUGACUUAAUUAAACUUGGUGACACAGUAAACUCUGAUCAUCUGCUUUCACAUUGAUCAGAAAUACCAAUAGUUCAACGGUAUUGUAGCAGUUAUUGUAACGCUAUUACAGAGACCCAGGUUCAAUUCUGGCCGCUGUCUGUAAGGAGACAUGUGGCUGCGUGGGUUUCCUCCGGGUGCUCCAGUUUCCUCCCAAAGACGUAUGGGUUAGGAUGUUGCGGGCAUGCUACGUUGGCACCAGAAGUGUGACGACACUUGUGGGCUGCCCCCAGAACAUUCUACGCAAGGUGCAUUUCACUGUUUCGAUGUACAUUUGAUUAAUAAAGAUAUCUUAUCUGACUCA
This is a messenger RNA of Pristis pectinata (smalltooth sawfish), 1401 nucleotides long. RefSeq names its product eukaryotic translation initiation factor 2B, subunit 2 beta (gene eif2b2). The transcript has 8 exons. The record is from RefSeq and is a predicted model, not a curated record. NCBI's taxonomy places the organism in Eukaryota, Metazoa, Chordata, Chondrichthyes, Rhinopristiformes, Pristidae. Gene Ontology annotation, biological process: translational initiation. Bases 23 to 1063 code for a protein of 346 amino acids. Gene Ontology annotation, molecular function: guanyl-nucleotide exchange factor activity; translation initiation factor activity. Gene Ontology annotation, cellular component: eukaryotic translation initiation factor 2B complex.